GAUAAACGUUUCCAAACACAAUCAUGGCAGCUCACACAAAAAGGUAGAAUUUCGAUCGAGCGAAACAUUCUGAGGUCUCGCAAAGCUACGAGUAAUCAAAUAUGCUGCAAAGCGUGGCGAGGACACGCAUCCUAGCUGGUACAUCCUUUCGAUGCGCAAGCGUUUUUCGCAGAAAUGAACUCUACAUGGCUCCACGCGUUCUUGAUCACACGUCGAAAGCGUCGUACAGCGAAGAGAAGUUGCAGAAGAAGCUGCAGUCUUUCGUGCUACCAAAUCCGUUCCGAUGGCUCGGAGUCUUCUUGGAGUUCAUGGAGCUGAAAAACAACUGGGACCCCGAAUUUUCGAGGACACGAUUUAUGGAGGGAACCAAGCAGGCAAUUUCUACAGUGCUAUCUCUCGUAGCGACGCAACGCUUGGAUGAUUUGACCGGACUUGUGACAAGAGAGGCUCUUAACAACUUCAUUCAGCAGGCCUCAGAAAAGUUGGGGUACGGCAACACCCAGUAUUUGAAUGACCCAGACGAAAUAAUCGCUAUGCCACGUAAGGUACACCUGCAGUCCAUCGUCGAUCAGAAAUACUGCGAUGUUGACGUGGACUUCCUGGUAAUAAAGAAGCUGGAAUCCAGUUCUCGUGCAGGGCAAGCUACUAAUGCGGAUCUGCUGAUGUGUCUGCUGCUCGCACGCUUUCACAGGAAUUACAGUCCAGGACGCCUGCCCGAGUGGACCAUUACUAGACUAAGCUUUAACAAAGUGACGCCCACAAGGUAGCAGAUAUGUGUAAAGUCUCCCCACAAAAAUUUGUGUUUUACCAAAGUGACUUAUCCUUUGAGUGGUGGACACUGUGCCGUAAAGCUGCGGCUGCUUGUCCGUACAGCUGGAGAUACAGCGCUAGGCGGCUGUCACAAAAAUAAACCAGACCCAAUACACACACACAAAGAAAAAGGGUUCAAACCAUGUUACACCUUCAGUGGCAUUGAGAAAUUCUGGUAAGCUUGGAUAGUUUAUGACAGACAGAAAAUAAGAUCCGAGAAAGUGCCAAAUAAAUGUUCUAAUUCAUUCGUUCAUUCAGGAAAACUGGGAGUACCAGCUAUUUUUCUUGUCAUGAUGAAGCUGCAACUGUUGCAUCCACCAGGAAUGCUUGAUACUAUAAGGCACAACAUUUGUACAACAAUAUAUAGUAGUAAAAUCUCUCUUUAAAAAAAUCAUGUUAUUGAGCAUGUAACUUUAUAAGGACUUCAUUAAUGUAAUUUAUUUGUAUCUUUCUUUUUCAUCUCUUCUCUCUUUGAAACUUCCAAAUCCACAGCAGCAUAAAAGCUAUACAAACACGUUUCAUACGGAAGAGUUGCAGAUCAAUCAUCACCAAUGCGUGGGUAAUUCACCUGUAAUUCACAUCCUCGGUCUUGGGGGGGGGUUUCUUCAGCUACAUCACUAACACAGUUUGUCUGAAUGCUGCGGUGAAGUGAAACAUCACGCUUGUCCUUGCUCCACUUCGCCCUGAACUGUUUCUGGCGCUUCUCCCAAUCGUAAGAGCGCAUAGACAGAGCGUUUGUAGUUCUCCCAGGUGUACUCGUUCUCUCCUUCGUUGUACACCGCGGUGAGCGCUUCUCCGUAGCGACGCACCUCGGGCAUGACCUUGACUUUUGAUGUGGGGCAUUCGUCGGGAAGUUGUUGAAUGUGGGGCAGAUUGAAAGUCUCCUGCAUUGAUUGCAUUGACAGUUUUUCCUCCGUUACACACCAGCACUGCGCUCACACAACGAGUCAAAUACAGCCUCUGAGAUCGGCACGCUAUACGGGUUGCUGUUGUGUACCCUUCAGGGUUACUCAUUAUUGCGGAAAUACUAUAGCCGACUGAUUUUUGCAUGCCAAUUAUUCUAACUCCCACGGGGAACCGUGGCCUUCGCCAUAGGAUUAAUAUAUUUUACUACCAUUUUUCCGGUCAGAUCAAAUUCUGAAGGCCGCAUUUUCCGGACAAAAAUGCUUCCGGACAAGCACGAAUACGGCUACUUUCGGCACUACAGCGACAACUUUGAAACCGCUAUUUUGAAUUGUAUGCUUGGAUUGGAUUGAUAAUUGAAAUUCUAGACCCUAGACUUCACCCCGCCCCACGGAGAUCAUGAUCAAAUGUAUAUUUUGCAGAAAAAAUGUCUUAUUCAAACACACUCAAAAUAAAUACCUCAAACAAGA
Molecule: messenger RNA, 2183 nt
Organism: Ornithodoros turicata
Lineage: Eukaryota; Metazoa; Arthropoda; Arachnida; Ixodida; Argasidae
Exons: 4
Coding region: 102-767 (221 amino acids)
Biological process (GO): protein insertion into mitochondrial inner membrane from matrix
Cellular component (GO): mitochondrial inner membrane
Molecular function (GO): ribosome binding
Source: RefSeq, a predicted model, not a curated record